Enterobius vermicularis (human pinworm) is the source of this 1158-nucleotide messenger RNA. NCBI's taxonomy places the organism in Eukaryota, Metazoa, Nematoda, Chromadorea, Rhabditida, Oxyuridae. The record is from the annotation of a GenBank genome assembly.
CAACAAAUUUUUAUUGAAGUAACAGUUAUUUCUGCUGUUAAAGCAAUUUCUUCCUCUUUCCACUUCUUAUUCUCCGAAAAUGCCUUUGAAAGUUCUCGCUUAAUAGAAUAUGCAAGGCUGCACUGGGAUGAUACGGUCAACGAAACCGACCCAACGGUGGUUCGCUUACGUGAUGAAAUUUUAAAAGGAUCUCGUUCCGCGUUGGCGUCAGGAAUUACUCUGGUAGAGUCGAGGCAUCCAACCAAAAGGGCACAAGGGAAUUAUCUUCUUUCGGAGAUUCUUGCUGCAGAAAGAAAGAGAUUCGAAAAGAAAGGGACUGAUGCCUUGAUAUUUCGCAUUGGAAUUUCUGGCAGUCCAGGUGUUGGAAAAUCUUCUUUUAUUGAAGCACUGGGGAAAGAGUUGACAGAGAAUUUAAAAAAGAAAGUGGCCGUUCUUACUGUCGAUCCAUCUUCUGCAACUACUGGAGGUUCUGUUUUGGGGGACCUAACACGUAUGCAGACACUUGCGAGGAACCCGAUGGCGUUUAUUCGACAGUCUCCCACCAGCGGUUCUUUGGGUGGUGUUACGCGUGGAAUUCAUGAAGCAAUUGUGCUGUGUGAGGGCGCUGGAUAUGAUGUAGUCAUCAUCGAAACAGUGGGUGUUGGACAGUCAGAAGUUAGUGUUAGUAAUAUGAGCGAUAUGUUUUGUCUUCUGCUCUCUCCAGCUCACGGAGAUGAACUGCAGGGUGUCAAAAGAGGGAUUAUGGAGCAAAGUGACCUUUUAAUUGUAACGAAGGCAGAUGGCGAGCUUGAAAAAAAAGCUCGACUGACUCAAAUGGAAUAUAUUUCAGCUCUCAAGUACAUGCAUCCUAGGUCUCCAUUGUGGCGUCCGAAAGUCAUGGGCGCUUCAAUCUUCAAACCAGAGACAGUUCAUGAAGUGUGUAAAACCAUGUAUGAAUUUUGGGAUAACGCUUGUAAAACUGGCUUGCUUCUGUCUCGCAGAAACGAACAAAUGACAACUUGGAUGUGGACUCACGUUCAGGAUGAAAUUAUGUCGGUUUUCCGCCGCCAUCCGGAUAUUAUGAAGAAGGCACCUGAUUUGGAGAAAGCCAUUCGGCAAGGAAAAACUACACCUGGAUCUGGAGCUGAGUCAUUGUUGCGAACAUUCUUUGGCCUCUAA